Molecule: messenger RNA, 1084 nt
Organism: Poecilia reticulata (guppy)
Lineage: Eukaryota; Metazoa; Chordata; Actinopteri; Cyprinodontiformes; Poeciliidae
Source: RefSeq, a predicted model, not a curated record
AAUAUUUUUAAAAUCUAUUCAAAACAUGGACAAGAGCUUCUGGGCUGCUGUGAUGCUCCUGUUAUCAGCUGUGUGCUCAGGUGAGAACAUUUUAAACCCAGGWCCGCUGAGUGGAGCCGUAGGAGGCAGAGUGAAGUUCACCACCAGCCUCAGCCCCCCACAGAGCCCAUUUCUGUCUGUCAGCUGGAGCUUUAAAGGCGUGAACAUCAUCACUUCCACCAGCACCAACAUCACAGAGCCGGGACACACCAACCGGAUCUCAUUAGAUCGAGCCACAGGAGCGCUGGAGCUCAGGAACCUGGUGCUGGAGGACAGCGGGGAGUACACGCUCACCAUCAUACCRGAYGGGGGGCUGCAGAGAACGGGGAGGAUCACRCUCAGUGUGUAUGAGCUGAUAACCGGAGCCAGCAUCCGCAGCCCUGCAGCCGUCCUGAUAGAAAACCAAAGCUCCACCAGCCUCGCCUGCGAGGCCUCCGGCUCCGUCAUCACCAGAGAGUGGAUGAAAGAUGGCCGUCCUCUUGAUUUCGGGCAGAGCGUCAGCUUGUCGAUGGACAACAGAACCAUGUUCAUACGCCCCGUCCUCAGCUCCAACCACGGCAGCUACCAGUGUAGAGUCAGCAACCCAGUCAGCAGCCAGACUGCGGCUCUCCAUCUCACUGUCAACUACGGACCGUAUAACAUAUCAGUUAUUGGGCCGUCAGCAGCUUUGCCUGGUCACAGAGUGACACUGCUGUGCUCAGCAGUUUCUGUUCCUCCAGCAAACUUCAGCUGGACAUUUAAUGGGAAUGAAACGCAGGUCAACACCUCCAUGUUUGUCAUAGAGAAGCUAGAGGCUAAAAACAUUGGGAAUUACACCUGCACUGCCAGAAACACGGURACCAGGAAGGAAAACUCUGCCGUUCUGGAUCUGAGAGCAUCCUGCACUGCCCCCUGUUGGUCAUUCUCAGCUUUGGUCAUCAGUGUAAUUAAUCUGAAGGGGUUAAUAUAAGACGGCAGAUAAAUGCAGCUAAUGAAGAAAAUGAAAAGUACAACUUUCAAGAAGCGUUGGACUCUGCCGAAAGCUUAGAAAGACCUGAUGUGAAAU